AUGAUUGUGCCAACUGGGUUCAGAUUCAAUCCCACUGAUGAGGAGCUCAUCGAAAUUUUACAAAGGAAAGUUUCUGGAAAAGCAAUGCCUCUUCAUGACUGUUUCAUCGUUGAAAGAAACUUAUAUGAGCAUGAACCAGAAGAGCUUGAAUGGGACGAAACCAUGGCUGUUCAUAAGAACGAGAGGUAUUUCUACUGUAUAAGAGAGAAUGAUUCUCGAGAAGUAUCGGGUCGAGGAUGGUGGAAAGCUACAAGCCAUGUUAAGAAGAUUUACGCUAAUAAUAAGUGUGUGGUUGGUUACAAAAGACCUCUCACAUUUCACAAGUUUAAGGACAAUAAAAGAAAGCGAAACAAAGCUAUCAAAACUAAUUGGAUUAUGUAUGAAUACAGCCUUGAAUCCUUCACAACGGAAUGGAGAAUUUGUAAGAUCAAAUAUAAGGGAAAACAAAGUGUGCAAGUUGAAAAAGAGGUGGAGAAUAUUACUAAAAAGGAUUACAGUUUGAGUGAUGAAUCUGGAGGAAGCUGUUCUAUAAUGGAAAUGGAAUCGGUUUUUGUAGAUGAAGAGCAGCAACAGCUACAGUCUCUCAAUCUAAUGGAGAAAUUUUAUGAGCCUGAUUUUGGUCAGAAUAUGAACAUAGAAGUCAUGGAUGAGCAGCAACUUCUGUUAUAUGAUAAUUCUUGCUCUUAUGAUCCAAUCCUAACCCACAUUGCAAAUGAUUAUUACUAUUGUGAUCAACUAGAGCAUCCAUUUUCUACUGAUGUACUUCUUCCUAGCUUUUGGUCUAGUUGA
This is a messenger RNA of Mangifera indica (mango), 789 nucleotides long. RefSeq names its product NAC domain-containing protein 41-like. The record is from RefSeq and is a predicted model, not a curated record. The transcript has 3 exons. Bases 1 to 789 code for a protein of 262 amino acids. NCBI's taxonomy places the organism in Eukaryota, Viridiplantae, Streptophyta, Magnoliopsida, Sapindales, Anacardiaceae. Gene Ontology annotation, biological process: regulation of DNA-templated transcription. Gene Ontology annotation, molecular function: DNA binding.